Molecule: messenger RNA, 954 nt
Organism: Paraglomus occultum
Lineage: Eukaryota; Fungi; Glomeromycota; Glomeromycetes; Paraglomerales; Paraglomeraceae
Source: the annotation of a GenBank genome assembly
AUGCUAGUAAACAGACACUGGUGUAGGAAUGUUGUCUCAUUUUAUUGGUGUGAAGUUAUCUCCAAUCCAACCCAAGUGGAAACCAUCAUAUCACUAUUAACACCCGAAGAUAGGAAAUUAAUAGACAUUGACUUACCGGAAGCAAAAAUACCACCUGCAUUUCCAUAUCCUGCUUUCUUGAAGACUCUUGAUAUAGGAGAUCUUUACCAAACAAUUGGGACAUGGCUAGUACAGCAUUAUCAAACGGACUAUUACCAUGAAAUGGACAUUUACAACUAUAGGAGGCAGAUUGCAUUUGCAAUAUUACUUGUAUACCAAAGAUAUUCACCAAACAUUCAGAAGUUGGUUAUUGAGGAAGAUGAUUAUGAGGAAAUUCUACUUGAGGAUAUGAGAAUACAAUCAGGGGCUGAUGUGUUACUAUUAUGUCAACAUCCUAUACGUCCAUUGUUUAAGAAUGUAGAGAUAUUGAAGAUUUCUUCCCAGUCUUAUACAUUUGAUUUAUUGAAUAGCUUAGCUGAUACAUGUCAUAAUGUGGUUAAUUUACAUCUGUCGUUUACAUCUACUGACUUUAUUCCUCAAAGUGACAUACUUGCACUUAGACGAUUGAUUGCUUCACAGAAGAAACUACAAAAAUUCUCAUUUCAACCACCUUUUCAUAUGGAACCCCACUAUUUUAAAAUCGUUUAUAAAGCAUUGUAUAACCAUAUUAAUUCUCUUAAUCACCUUACGUUUAUAUUUAUUGAUGCUGAUCAUGAUGAUGCAUUUGAGGGCAUCUCAAAACUUGUUAAUCUGGAAACAAUAGAAUUAGUCAUGUGUCAUCUUCUUCAAAAUGUUGUGGAGCCUCUGAUAUCUGUCAACUUGCCAAAGCUUACAACAGUGAACUUAAUAGACUGUAUGUCUUGUUUUGAAUUGGAGAAUUGGAGAAAGAAAUUUGUAGGGAAAAAAUGUGUUUAG